Messenger RNA from Botrytis byssoidea, 344 nucleotides. RefSeq lists its product as uncharacterized. Lineage: Eukaryota; Fungi; Ascomycota; Leotiomycetes; Helotiales; Sclerotiniaceae. The transcript is spliced from 3 exons. Gene Ontology annotation, cellular component: membrane. Bases 147 to 344 code for a protein of 65 amino acids. The record is from RefSeq and is a predicted model, not a curated record.
CUUUCAUUGACUUCAUGGAUAUUAAUACUCUUAAUUAUAAGAAUUAACUACAUCGAACACUUUCGUACAUUGAUCAAUCAAAACAUCAUCUCCAAUACCCGCUCAAAUAUCAAUUAAUCCGACUCAAUUCCAACACUAAAGACAUAAUGGCUGCUUCAUCUUCUGCGGACGUAUUUGCAUACAUUGUUGCAAUCUUCAUUCCCCCUUUGGCCGUCUUCUUGAAGACUGCAUGUGGAGUUGACUUUCUUAUCAAUAUCUGCUUGACCAUCCUUGGUUGGAUUCCAGGUGUUAUCCAUGCCUGGUAUGUUAUCUCAAAACAUGACCCAGCGAAAUAUGCUCCAUAA